UGUACGACCUAGCAAAGCAAACUCCCACUAUCUACCUCUGGCAGUGACGAGGUAACUUCUUGCAAAAAGUUCAAUCAAACACUCGUCUUUCACCUCUACAAUGCUUUAAACCAACACUGGAACAAUUUUGCUACAUUUCUUAAGCUUUGGAUUCAGUGUCCGAUUCCAAUAAUCUCGGCAGGAGUGGCGAAGUUAAAUGACGGAAAACCAGAAGCAUGGGCUAGAAUUCAGUAUCGACUCAUCACCUCAAAGGCCCUUGAAAAUUGGAAAGACCACGGACGAAGUUCUCAACCGCCACGAGGAGGAAGCAGAAACUAUGAACCGAAACCCUGGAAUCCAACGCUACCUUGUCGCCGUCGAGUAUAUUGGAACUCGUUUUUCUGGUUCUCAGCAGCAGCCGAACUGUCGUACGGUGGUUGGGGCGCUUGAGGUAGCGGAAGAUGACGUUCUGAAAAUGUCACUCGAGGAAGCGUUCCAGAAGUUUAUUGGUCAACCAGUCUCAGUGUUUUGUUCUAGCAGAACUGAUGCUGGAGUACAUGCCUUAUCAAAUGUUUGUCAUGUUGAUGUUGAGCGCAUAAGCAAAAGAAAGCCCGGAGAAGUGUUACCACCUCAUGAACCAGGAGUGGUUCAUAGGGCGGUGAAUCAUUUCUUACAGAAACAUGAAGGUGAUGUUACUGUAGUCGAUGUUCGAAGUGUUCCCAAUGAUUUUCAUGCUAGAUAUAAGGCUCAAGAGCGUACAUACUUUUAUCGGUUAGUUUCUGGGCCAGAAGCUCUAUCAAGCUUUGAGAAGGAUCGAGCAUGGCACGUGUCUGAGACACUAAAUAUUGGGGCAAUGCAGGAUGCAUGCAAAGUGCUUGUUGGGCAUCAUGAUUUUAGCUCCUUCAGGGCAGCUGGUUGUCAGGCAAACUCACCAAUUAGAACUCUGGAUGAACUAGACGUUUGUGAGGUGGUUUCAACGCCUUAUUUUCCAACAUCAAUGGAGCGGAAGCAAAGGCAGGGCAAAGAAGGUGAUAGUGAAGUGCCACAUUCAGAAACUUGCGAGGUUGGAUUUGGAAUCAGGAGAAGACAUCGUUGUUUUGUGGUGACAGCACGAGCACGCUCUUUUCUUUAUCAUCAGGUGAGACUGAUGGUUGGAGUUCUUAAGGCGGUUGGUACCGGGGAUCUAACAGUAGGAGAUGUAGAAAGAAUCUUGGAAGCGAAGAAUGUUAAUUCGGCAAGUCCAAUGGCUCCUGCAUGCGGACUUUACCUCGGCCAUGUCAGAUAUGAUCUACCGCCAGCUCCCCACUGAAGGAAAUCACUCCAUUCAUUUCUCUAUUCACUUCCAAUUUUAUUUAUUUAUAUGCAACUCUAUUUUGGCAUUCAAAAUCAAUGGUUGAGUUGAAGUUGAACCCGAUCUCAUUCUGUACGGGGUUUAUUCUCUUAUAUUUUUGACGAUUCAAAUCUGUCAAUUUUCUUUAGAAAGUAAGCUCCAGUUUGGUUCGUGACUUUGAGUUCA
Messenger RNA from Benincasa hispida (wax gourd), 1495 nucleotides. RefSeq names its product Pseudouridine synthase family protein. Gene Ontology annotation, molecular function: RNA binding; pseudouridine synthase activity. NCBI's taxonomy places the organism in Eukaryota, Viridiplantae, Streptophyta, Magnoliopsida, Cucurbitales, Cucurbitaceae. The record is from RefSeq and is a predicted model, not a curated record. Gene Ontology annotation, biological process: tRNA pseudouridine synthesis.